Molecule: messenger RNA, 1194 nt
Organism: Ipomoea triloba (trilobed morning glory)
Lineage: Eukaryota; Viridiplantae; Streptophyta; Magnoliopsida; Solanales; Convolvulaceae
Product: cytosolic sulfotransferase 12-like
Exons: 1
Coding region: 124-1044 (306 amino acids)
Biological process (GO): sulfation
Cellular component (GO): cytoplasm
Molecular function (GO): sulfotransferase activity
Source: RefSeq, a predicted model, not a curated record
GUGGAUGGCAGCUGCGUAUAGUACAGGAUAAGGAUCACGUACAUGGUGUUACGUUGUCGUCCAUUCAAACAUAUUAAAAUAGCUUUAGUUUUCAUUAUUAGUCGAUAGUCAUCAAUAUCGAUUAUGGAGAACAGCAAUAAUAUCUCAGAGGAAAAGAAAUGGUGGGGAGACAAACAUUUAGAGCAGAUCAAUGGGUUCUGGUUCAUGCCUUUUUUUGCCCCCAAAAUUCGCCGAGUGCUAGCCGAGUUUAACCCACGUCCCAGCGACGUAAUCUUGAGUUCGUUUCCCAAAACGGGCACCACAUGGCUCAAAUCUCUUCUUUACUCCAUCAUCAAUCGCUCCUCUCUUGAUUUUCUGGUCAACAACAACCCCCACGACCUCGUGCCUUUCCUAGAAGCUCAAGUCUAUGGAGACAAAGAAUCAUCAGCUCACAUGUCGUCCGAGGAUACCACCAGUACUAGGCUUUUCAGUACCCAUAUCCCUUACCAACUGCUUGGCAAAACCUUGGAAUCCUCGGGCUGUCGUGUGGUUUAUGUUGCCAGGAACCCAAAGGACACCUUAACUUCUCUCUGGCAUUUCACCAAUAAGUGGAAGAUGGCCGACGAAGGGACAUGGGAGUUGGAAGAAGCCGUGGAGAAAUUUCUGAGUGGGACUGUUCCUGUCGGACCUUACUAUGAGCAUGUAUUGAGGUACAGAAUGGCUAGUUUGAAUAACCCUAGUAAAUUCUUCUUUAUUACUUAUGAAGAGUUAAAGGAUGAUACGAAAACUCACGUCAAAAGAUUGGCCGAGUUUUUAGGUUGUCCUUUUGACGACGAUAAGGAAGUGGAGGAGAUAGUUAAGUGUUGUAGCAUUGAGGUUUUGAAGAAUCAUGAGGUGAACAAGUCUGAGGAUUGUCCUGUUUGGUUUUCAACUCCUUAUAAUUCAUUUUUUAGACAAGCAAAGGUGGGUGACCAUACAAAUUACUUGAGUGAUGAGGUUAUCAAAAGAAUUGAUGCAGUUACUAAGGAGAAAUUUCACAAAUCUGGAUUUGUUUAUGGGAUUUAGUGUCUUUAAUUGAAUAGGUUUGUAAGAUUUAAGAGCACUGUUAAAUUUCAAAAUGUAUGUUUGCAUUUCAAGAUUAUAUUGCACUUAAUAUUGUAUUUGUAUUGUGCUUUAAUUCGAUCUUCUUCAAUUCAUGCUGCUUUUUUUCAUCAA